Messenger RNA from Pangasianodon hypophthalmus (striped catfish), 3776 nucleotides. It is a transcript of the gene slc35f1, whose product is annotated as solute carrier family 35 member F1. The transcript has 8 exons. The record is from RefSeq and is a predicted model, not a curated record. The coding region runs from base 268 to 1434 and encodes 388 amino acids. Gene Ontology annotation, biological process: transmembrane transport. Gene Ontology annotation, molecular function: transmembrane transporter activity. Gene Ontology annotation, cellular component: membrane. Lineage: Eukaryota; Metazoa; Chordata; Actinopteri; Siluriformes; Pangasiidae.
UCAGUCCGGCGGUGGCGUUCACACGCUCAUACACACUCUCACACACACUCUCUCUCACACACGUCCUCCCUCCUCGUCCUGGACAUGAACACCUGAUUUUUCUCACCUGCAUGAUGGAGAGCUAGACGGUCAAAAAAAAAACAAAAAAAACAAAACACCAGCUGAAUGAAUUCAAAGAGCGCCAUGCCCUGCGCUUUCUGACUCGCACACACACACGUUUCCAGCCGUGAGAGAGUGAGAGAGAGGAGAGAGAGAGGAGAGAGAGAGAUGAUUCAGCCCGAGCUCCACAAUCAUGUGGCUCCUAACACGGAGCCCAGUCCUGCAGACACAGCUCCAGCAUCCCUCAGCCUGCUGCACAGGAUCCGGAGAGUCUUCACCAGGGAGCUCCUCCUCACACUAGCGCUCGGUCAGGUCCUGUCUCUGCUCAUCUGCGGGAUCGGACUGACCAGCAAGUACCUGGCCACUGAUUACCACGCCAACACACCCGUGUUCCAGUGCUUUCUCAACUACAUCCUGCUGUUCCUGGUCUACACCACCACACUCGCAGUCAGGCAGGGAGAGGAGAAUUUACUGGCAAUCCUGAAGAGACGAUGGUGGAAGUACAUGAUCCUCGGCGUGAUUGAUAUCGAAGCCAACUACCUGGUCAUUAAAGCUUACCAAUACACCACACUUACCAGUGUACAGCUACUGGACUGCUUUGUCAUCCCCGUCGUGCUCCUGCUGUCCUGGUUCUUCCUGCUGGUGAGGUAUAAGGUGGUGCAUUUCGUCGGCGUGGGCGUCUGCCUGCUCGGGAUCGGCUGCAUGGUAGGAGCCGACGUGCUGGUGGGACGACAGCAGGGUCUUGGGGACCAUAAGCUGCUCGGAGACCUGCUUGUUCUGGCCGGUGCCACACUAUACGGCAUCUCUAAUGUGUGUGAGGAAUUCAUUGUGAAGAACUUGAGUCGUGUAGAGUUCCUGGGCAUGAUGGGCCUGUUCGGUUCCUUCUUCAGCGGCAUCCAACUAGCCAUCAUGGAACACAAGGAGCUGUUGAAGGUGCAGUGGGACUGGCAGAUAGGGUUACUGUACAUCGGCUUUAGUGCCUGCAUGUUUGGCCUGUACAGCUUCAUGCCUGUGGUGAUCAAAAGGACCAGCGCCACGACGGUCAACCUGUCUCUGCUCACUGCUGACCUGUACAGCCUCUUCUGCGGCCUCUUUCUAUUUCAGUACAAGUUUUCAGCUCUCUACCUGCUGUCGUUCUUCAUCAUCUUGCUCGGCUUGGUGAUCUACUCCUCCUCCUCGACCUAUGUGGCGCAGGACCCCCGCGUUUAUAAGCAGUUCCGUAACGCAGGAAAUCCCAUCCCGGACACGCCCAACGUCGGCCCCUUGGAGCCUUCAGUGACCUACAGCAGCCUGGGGCAGGAGAUAGAGGACGAGCCUCGGGUUCGAGUAGCCUGAGGGGGCGGAGUCACAUGCACGCAAUCAUCCACGGCCCCUCCCGCAGCGCGUAGAAAGUGAAUGAUGAUAAUCAGAGAAUAAUGUAUAUAACCACGUAGCAAACAAGUACACUGUGAUCACGAACUGUGAAUAGGUAGCAGUGAUCUCGGACUGUCUCGGAUCCAUCGUGUAUAAACCUCAUCGCCUCCACACGCAGCAGUUUAAGUGUUUGAGGAUCUGUUUUGACUGUUUGUGCAAAAUCUCAAUUGUGACUUUUAUUUUCUUACAUGAGCACAAAAGGGUUCAAUGUAUCUGAAAUAUUGACAUGCAUUUUUUGCUAUCAUUAAUAUUUUAAAGGAACAAAUCGGCCAAAAAUAAAAUGUAAGAUUAUAUAAUUUUACUCCGUACACUAAAUGUAGUCAAUCAGCUAAAUUAGCAUUCUUAAUUUUGCACUGGAGCAACAAGGCUAACGUGGCUAACACUUAAGAAAGGUUUAUAGCUACCAGUUUAACACAAUUCAAACUGCAUGCCUGAAUCAUCACACAGUCACCUUAAAAACUCUGUGGAGCUGUUUAUUGUCUUGUGCAUGCGGUUUUUGACACUGUGUAACACACAAAUAUUUCAGAGCUGAAAACAGUCUCAGCUCCAUCAUGAAGCUGGAAUCAGGCUCAGGUAAGAUCCGUGGCCUAGAACGUGAAGGUUGAAUAGUAUGCUAGAAGUGAUUUCGUUGAUAAUGUACUACCGAUGUGAUUUUUAUAUUUCAUUUUCUUAAUACAGACUGUUAUUGUAUAAAAUUGUUUACAUACAAAUGGUGUAAUUGAUUCAGUUGAUGUCCUCUGAGGUGCAUGCGGUUGUGCUAAAAUGGUGGCUAUAUGCUUUUAUACCACAGCAUUGUUGAAUUCCUGAAUCUGACUGGUCAGAACGUGUUUAUUAAUUUUGUGUAAGAGCAGCUCUGUAGUAGUGCUGGCUGCAAACACUGCUAAUACAUCAUCGUUUCUAUAGUUACACAGGGACUUAUAUGGUGGACGCUCCACAUAACCUUAGGCUAAUAAUAAACAGAUUAAAAUGUGCUGUUAUUUAACAAAGAAAAACAUAAUCUUUGAUAUUGUGAAGUUUUCUGUAAGGAGAUGUUUAUUUAACGUUUAUGGAAGGAGUCUCCAGUGUCAGUGCUUUGCGUCAGCGCUUUGUAAAAGUCAGUGAGAGUCAGAGGAUGUUACGUGUUCCAGUUUAUCAGUAACAUGACAAGCUUGUUUUGUUUUUUUGUUUGUUUGUUUUUUGUCGUAUUAACUUCAAGAGCGCAAAAUAAAAUCAGAGGCUGAUGAGGGAACAACUGAAGUGAUACUAAAAACUAACUUGUUUUGUGGACGUUCCACAACAUUGUAACAAUGUAACUAUAAACUGGUAAAAUGAUGAUGUGUUGUUCAAUUAAAAAAAAUAAUAAUAAUAAUAGUUGGAAAUAAUUGUAGUGUAAACGAAUAAAGCACACUUUGGGGUGUGCUGUUAUUGGAAAAUAGUGAACAUUGGGAUGGCUCCGCGUCAGGCCACAUCUCACCACCCUGUUGUUGUUUACUUUUGUUGUUAAAACAGGACGUUCCCUAGUGUUUAACCCCUUACACGUUUACAUGAUAGCUACAUUAGCCUCAUAGCUCCAGUGCAAAACCGGAGAAACUUCAGACACCAAACGUUACGGCUAAUUACGUUUCAUUUUAGGAUCACUUUUGCUUUAAUCGAUUCUGAGUUACAGUAAAUUAUAAACUGAUUUGUUAAGAGCCAGUGCCUUGCCAUAUAUAGGUAAUGUUGGUGAAACAGUCAACAGUGUCAGUUUUCCACUUGUCUGAGAACAUAGAUUUGUGAGAAAGUGCAUUCUCAGCUGGAAAUUAAAAUAUAUUACUUAUCAGAAAACCAGAAUGAAAAACACACACAAACACACACAUUUAUGGGGUCUCUUUUAUCCAUCUUAUUUUACUGUUACACCACAUUGUUUAAUCGUCCUUUUGAACAAACAAAAAGAAUGUCAUAGGGUUUUUUGUGUUUUUAUUCUGUCAUGAAAAUAUAUGACGUUUUCCUUUGUAUUAAAUAUACAAUAUGUGUACUAGCUUGAUUGUAAACUUGUAAAAAACAAACAUUUAAAUGCACUUGUCUUAUAUUUAAUUUGUUUUAUGGCUGGUCGUCAGCCACAUCAUAGUCCUUUGAAGUAUUAUGAGCAUUUGGAUAAAAUCUAUGUAUAUAGUUAUUAUUUUGAGCAAAUUCUCUAAAAAUAUUGUUUUUUGUUUUUUGUCAUUUACAUACUGGAAUUCUUAAUGUGUCUGAGUUGUCGCUUUAAAUAAAGGAUCUUUGUCUUAAAGCUCAAAAUGACUAAUUGU